Molecule: messenger RNA, 2802 nt
Organism: Ruditapes philippinarum (Manila clam)
Lineage: Eukaryota; Metazoa; Mollusca; Bivalvia; Venerida; Veneridae
Exons: 12
Coding region: 1-2802 (933 amino acids)
Molecular function (GO): protein binding
Source: RefSeq, a predicted model, not a curated record
AUGCAUGCGUUACACUAUAGAAGUGUCAAUGGAAUAGAACUUCCUUUGUACCUUGAACCAGGGCCAGUGACUAAACUCAGUUUAGACAUAUCAAAACCUAGAUGUGUGGAACUUACAUGGGAACCACCUAUCAGCACCCGAUCAUUUGAAUUUAUUGUGACAUACGAAUCAUACGAAUCAAAUUGCUCAUCACAACAGGUGAAAAGUGUAUUAUAUGAUGGAGGAAAUGAAUCGUCAAAAAUCAGCAUGGAAAUUUGUGAUCUAGUACCAAAAACUGAGUACACAUUUAGUGUAAAGGGGCAUGUCAUUAGGAAGGAAAGUAACGGAACAUUUACAAGGUGGGGUCACUGGAGCAAACCAAAUUUUCGGCAUAUCAUAACAAAAGAAGAUGUACCUGAUAUAAAUCCAAAAACAUCACCAGGACUAUAUGAGUUAUCAAACAGCACAAGUCAAAUGUCAGACGAAGAUGAUUAUUCUUUGCGAAUAUACUGGGUUCCACAAAAUGAAUGUCAACUACAUGAUUUAGCUGAUCAUGUGACAUACACUAUAUCCACUAGCAAUAGAAGUAAACAAGUGAAUCACCCUGAGUUUAUGGCAGAAAUGAAAGUCCCAAAGCAAAAGGUUUUCAAUGUAACCUUACAAGCAGCUAACAGUGUUGGCGUUUCAUCCUCCUCAAGUGUUAUUACAGUGUAUCAAUCAUCUAUGAUGGGUUUGCAUGGAUCAAAGCUCAUAAUUCAGUAUAAUAAAACAAGUGAAAAUUGUGUGACAUAUGCUGAUAUAGAGAUUGUGGAAACAAGUACCGACUUUACCGACUUACACCAUACUUUGGUCUGGUGUGAAGGAAAACAUAUUUGUGACUUCAAACUUUCGAAAGCAGUACUUAAAAAUAAAACAUCGUUUGUGUUUCCUGGUGACUUAUGCAAGAUUGACUAUCGCUAUGGUUUAGUAACCCAUGGUUACCAUAGGGGUCUAGGUCAAUAUGUGAAUACUGGAAUUCAAUGGGAAACAUGCACUUAUCAGUCUGGAAAUGUGCCAGACAAACCAUUGCAGAAUUUUAAAGUUGGAUCGCAGAGAGAAAAGGAAUUUGUGGUCGAAUGGACACCUGAUGAUUGUAAAGUGACAGAAGCUUAUAUCUUAGAGUACAUGAUCUCUUUCUGUAAAACUGAUAGAAAAGACAGAUGUGAUUGUAAAUAUGAGAAUAGAUAUGUGUCACGAGAAACCAGAAGUUACAAAGUAACAGAGUUACAGGCUGGUUCCCAUUAUUGUGUGCAGGUGAGAGCUGUCAGUAAAGCUGGAUUGGGACCAGUCAAUUCAUCCACUGUACUAAUAGAAACCGGUGAUCCAGAUUUUGCAGUUAUAGGUGGUUGUAUGGCUGGUGUUUGUUUCGUUUUGGCUUUAAUUUUCAUCAUCAUUUUCAGGUUUCGCAAAUGGUUUAAGGAUGCUAUCACAAAAUUAAGUGUCAAAGUACCAGAGACAACAACAGGAUACCAGGAAGAAAGUGUACCUGAACAAAUCUCGGAAUCAUCACCUAUGUUGUCAUCUGCAGAUAGUGGUGAAGAAUCUCUUAGAAAAGUUCAGAAACUACAGACACCUGAAUCUCAUGUUGGGUAUAAUGUUAGUGCAAUUAAUGAGAAACACUACAGUGCCAAUUUAUCAAACAAUGCCAAUAAACAUGAAAUCAUUAAUAUCGAAGAGGAUGGAGUGUUUGAUGAAGAUUUACAAGAUGUAAGGGACAAUGAAGACAUGGAAAUGCUGUGUAUGUCAUUAAAACAUAACAACCAUCAGACUACAGAUAAUUCUGUAUCAGCUGGAUCUGAUGAGAUAAGUUUAAAUGAAUUUAUUGAACAGAGAGAAGGUUCGGGAGAGAUUUAUCAAGAACUCCAUAGUGGUUCAACAGUAUCUGAUGAAAGUGACAUGGAAGACAUUGAAACAGAACUUAAUGAAAAUCUUUCCCCUGAAAAAGAAAUUAAUAGUCUAGAAUUACCUCAAUCAAAUAAAACUAAUAUAGACACGGAAAUGUCUGACAAUAGUGAUGAUUUAGCUCAAAAUGGAACUUGUCAGUCACCUGUGAUACAAAAAUGUGCAAUAAAUGAUCAGAAAGACUUUGAACAAAGCAAUACCGCAAAUGGUAUACUUGAAUCAAAGUUUAGUCAAUCCUAUUUUACCUCUUUCCUUGACACUGAUUCGGAUGUAGAGUGUAUCGAGGAUAUUGAGGUUGAUACUGUUGACAAUAUAGGUGGGUAUAAGGGAACAGACGAUGUAGGGGUGGAGGUGAGUGAAAGUGAAUGUGAAAGAGAGUCAGAUGAGGACUCUGAAAUAGAUAUUGGAUAUGAUAUGGGAGGGUACAAAAAAUCAGAAGAAGUAGAGGGAAUGAGUGAGCACUCAAGUGAGGAGGAACUGGAAAAUGAUAAUGUUAUAGAAGAAGCUGCUAGUCAUAAUAAACCUACUGAUUCUGUAGAAAUAUCUGAAGCUCCUGAUAAGAAAGACGACUUACUUGUGAACAAAAAUGGUAUUGUUAGGAAUGGCUUUAUUCCCAAGUUAUCUGAUACAGAUAAGAUUAGAAACAAUAGCUUGAGUGGUAGUGAUAACUCUCUAGCCAGUACUGCAGGCAGUAGUCAUGGCAACAGUUCUAGUGCAGUUAGUUAUGUUAAAGCUGGAGCUGGUGAUGAAUUGAAUGUAAAGGAAGAUGACGAAAGUGAAGUUCGAGAUUUGAAAAGUUUAAAAGUCAAUCUUAAAAACCAUACUGAGAAUGAUCGGAAAAAGACCGAAUUGAUAAGUGACAUUCCUGCACUAGAAAACUGA